Molecule: messenger RNA, 963 nt
Organism: Cotesia congregata
Lineage: Eukaryota; Metazoa; Arthropoda; Insecta; Hymenoptera; Braconidae
Source: the annotation of a GenBank genome assembly
AUGGCUACGAUGGCUACGAAUAAUACCGAUGAAAUUGAGGAAAUUGAGAAAAAGGAGCAAGAGUCUACUAAUUUAGAGGAGUAUCCACCAGAGUUCUUGAUCAAACAUCCUCUCCAACACACAUGGACUUUAUGGUAUUACGAGCCUGACAAACAAAAAUCUUGGGAAGAAAGCCAAAGAGAAAUCACAAGCUUUGAUACCGCUGAAGAUUUUUGGAGGUAAAUAAAAUAAAAUUUUCUAAUAAAUAAAAAUUGUCGAGCGUACAGUGGAAAAUUUUAAAAAUGAUUUACUUGAUAAUUUCUAUUUACAUCAUUUUUAAUAUUGGAUUGAGCAUUCAUCUUUGUAACUGAACUACUUUCAAUUUAUUUAUAGAAAUUUAUAGCUUUGGUAUUUUUUAAUAAUUUUAUUUCAUUUUAAAUAAUAAUGAAUAUUAUUUUAUGUUUUAAUUUUAAGUUUUACGAAUAAUUUGUUUAUAUUCUAAGAUAAUAUUAAAAUUUGAUAUCAAUAUAAUAAUAUUUUAUCGAUUCCAGUUUAUAUAAUCAUAUAAAAUCUGCAUCUGAAUUGAGACAAGGAUGCGAUUACAGUAUGUUCAAACAAGGUAUUCGUCCUAUGUGGGAAGAUGAAGCGAACAAACAAGGAGGAAGAUGGCUUAUGACAUUAGAGAAAAAACAGAGAAACUCUGAUCUUGAUCAUUUUUGGCUUGAAAUUUUGUUAUGCAUGAUUGGUGAAGCAUUUAACGAGCACUCUGACGACGUUUGCGGUGCAGUAGUUAAUGUCCGAACUAAAGGGGAUAAAUUAGGAAUUUGGACUGCUGACGCUAACCGAUCAACGAGUGUCAUGGAAAUUGGAAGAAAACUUAAAGAAAGACUACGAAUCUCGCCGAAGCAAAUAAUUGGAUACCAAGUGCAUAAAGAUGUUAUGGUCAAAGCUGGAAGCAUAACUAAAAAUACUUAUCAAGUUUAG